UGUAACUGCCUGUGCUCAGAGAGCGUGAGGGAGAGAGAGAGAGAGAGAACAACUCUCUAAAAAAGGGGUGUGGACUUUAAACCUGGGAGCAGUGAAGAAGUUUUUCCAGAGCCUGUCAGGACGAGAGCUACGAGUGAGAGAGAGCUCUGUCUGGAGAGAGAGCGUGAGAGGGAAGAAGGACAGAGAAACAAGCGUCUGAAGCCUCCUCUCCUCACUUUUAGGUUAGUGUCAGGGUUGCACACGCACAAAGCUUCAGGAUGGGCGAAGAUGCGGUGCAGGCCGAGCGGAGCAGCGUGGUCUCCCCGCACGAGAGCCAGGACCUGGUGGUGCCUACCCCCAGCCCCACCCAGUCCUCCCCCACCCAUAGCCUGUCCCAGCUGGGGGGUGGCAGCCCGGGCGGAGCGGGAGGCGAGGCGGCUGGGGCGGCGGCCGUGGCGACAGCGGUGGCUGGGGGGGGGACCGCGGGUGCGGCCGGCAGCUCCAAGGAGGGUCAGGUGAACGCCAUUACCGUACUCACCCUGCUGGACAAGCUGGUCAACAUGCUGGACACAGUGCAGGAGAACCAGCACAAGAUGGAGCAGCGGCAGGCAGAGAUGGAGAGCGCUGUGCACGGCAUCCAGAGCGACAUGACCAAGCUCUCCAAGAGCCACACCUCCACCUCCAACACCGUCAGCAAGCUGCUGGAGAAGUCGCGCAAGGUCAGCGUCCACAUGAAGGAGGUCAAGGACAAGAUGGACAAGCAGGCCGUGCAAGUGAAGAAGCUGGAGGCCAACCACGCUCACCUGCUGAAGAGGAACAACUUCAAAGUCCUCAUCUUCCAGGAGGAGAACGAGAUCCCUGCCAGCGUGUUUGUGAAGGAGCCUGUGCCGUACCCCCGUGAGGCUGAGGAGGAGGCGCCGGCAGCAGUCGACGUCAACCGCUCCCAGGAGGAGGCAAUGCAGACCAUCAACCUGUCCUCCGACGAGGAGCUGGCGCCUGACGAGGAGGAUGAGGAGGCAGCGGUGGCCCAGGAGGCCGGCGAGCGCCUGGAGCAGUCCCGCGCCGACAGGUUCAAGCGGUCCAGCCUGAAGAAGGUGGACAGCCUGAAGAAGGCCUUCUCACGUCAGAACAUCGAGAAGAAGAUGAACAAGAUCGGCACCAAGAUCGUCUCCCAGGAGAAGCGCGAGAAGAUUAAGAAGAGCUUCACGCCCAACCACCAGAAGAGCCCCAGCUCCAAGAGCUCCUCCUUCAAGGUGUCGCCGCUCACCUUCAACGUCAAGAAGGUGCGCGAUGGCGAGGCCUCACCCCAGCCGGGCAGCUCACCCACCGCCAUGGCCUCCGUGGAGCUGGCGCCACUUAGCAGCCCGGACGAGGACCUGCCCUUCACCGAGGUCCACUCCCACCUGUCCCCGGAGCUAGAGGAGGCCAAGGCUGCCGCCGACUCACUGGAGCAGGAGGAGGAGCUCGCAAGCCCCUCCUCCAGUGGCCUGGAGGCGGAGCUGUCUAUCACGGAGGAUGGGAACCCCGAAUAUGCCCUGUCCGCCACCCUCCCCCAGGAGGACACCCACCCAGCCCUGUCCUCCACCCUCCAUCCUCCGGUGAAUGGCGAGGAGGAGGAGGAGGAGGAGGAGGAAGACGGAGAGAAGGGGAAGGAGAGCCCAUUGGUGGAGCAAGCCUCGUAAUGUCAGCCCCUCCCCUAAACCCACCUCCACAUACUUCCCCACUCCACCCCUCCCCCAUUACCCAGGGUGGGCAUCAGCCUCCUAUACGCACCUCAGAGGACACCCCCCCAGCCCCUCAACCCAGCCAUUCUCCCCCCCCAACCCCCUGAAAGCCCUCAAUCUUCAUACACACACACGCCCCUAUACUCCCCGCACUCCUGUUUAUCUCUCUCUUUGUUGUUCAUCUAGCUGGCACCACUCUGUCCCGCACAGAGAAACACGCUCACGAGGCUAGCCCCCGAAAAACCGAGGCGCUUUGAUGCCCUGCCCGCAUAUUCUCCAGGCAUCCUGGCAGCACGGACUCUCACUCCUCGAUCAAUCUUUACCCCUCCAUCGCCAGGGGACGUGGGCGCCGGCAAGGCCAAAAAAGAUUUGGACUUGGAAAUCUGGAGCACCCCCCCCCUUCCCUAUACACUCCGUUCCCUCCCCCCUCCUGCAGUCUCCUUGGUUGGCCCUCUCUGGUAGAGUACGGGAUUCAGGAUGUUCUGACUCACUCCUUCCAGAUGCGAUUACUCACCCAGGUCUGAUGGCUCUCCAUGCUGAGUAGGUCCUCCAGGCGGGACUGCAGCUCCAUUGCUGCCUCUGUCAACCCGGCCGAGUCAGAAAAAGAAAGCUCAGCCAAUCAGAAAGUGUUGCUAGGCAAAAAAAAAGAAAAAGAAUGAAAAAAAAGUCGGUCUCCUGCUACAGAGCAAGCAACCAUAUUAAUUGAUGGCAAGUAGAAGCAUGAGUCAGCCCCUGUUUCUCCUCCCCCCUCCUGUCGGUCUGCCAUUCUCCCUGUCUGUUUGCCUGAUGGUUCCUCUGUCAGAAAAGUGCUGGCUAGUGUUACUGGGGGAAGGAGGGAGGGGGACGCUCUGCAACAUGUGGCUGUACUCCCUCUGUCUGCACAUUCUGUUGGUUGGCACAGCCCUGGGCGGCGCUCCAUCCAUCAUCCUGGGCCUCCGAGCUGAAUUGAGAUCAGUCCGAAUCACUGCCUAGCCUGCCAGCCCCAUGAGCUACUGCUCAAAAAUGGGCUUAGUGGUGUUUUUUUCAUAACGCCAUGAAGCGCAAAGCCCCGAAACCUGUCUCAAUGUCUGUUGGGCAGCCCUGCUGAUCGUCUCGAGCCCCUGUCAGCAGCAACGUAUCUGCUUUUACCUUUCCUUACCAUGGUCAGUUAACAUGGCUGCCAAGAUGACAUGUGAGAAAGUCUAAUGGUGUCAGAAAGUGAUAUUACAUUUCAGAACUGUCCCACAGUUAACACGGGAUACAAACACAAACUGACAUCUUAGGAUCACAGAAACGUUGCACUUUGUGAAGAAUGUACUUAUGCUGUUGAAAGCAUGCUGCACGUUCAUUAGUCUGUCCAGCCAAUUACACAAUGCUGACUGAGCUAAUAGGAGCAGACAGGAGCCAAGGGGGAAUGGCUGUUGGUGCAACCUUUGCAUUCUUGUACACAUAAUUUCGGGGGGGCAUCAGCAGGGAGUUUUUUCCACAGCCUCAGAGGGAGGAUGCUCAUAGAAUGGUAGCCUCAGGAACGUCCAGGAUGAAAAUUUAACGUCGCCCUCCUCAACAUCGCCUAGUGCGACCGCGUGUGCAAACUCACCCAGACAGCCAUCCCCCAUGUGUCACUUCCUGUCCAGCAGGGACCCAGUGGGACUGUGGGAACUUGAGCAAACACAGGCAAGUAGAGGUCAGGGAGUGAUCUGCUUAGAAAGACCCUGAAAAUGCCAGCGGGUGUCAGUCCAUUAUAUUUAUAAACCUGUAGAUCGUACUUUUAUGGUGUUGUGUCACAAGGAGAGUCAAGGACAGCGGCAACAGAGGGUCCUGGGAGAUCAGAAUUAAAAGUUUCUAUCUAUGGUUAUGAGAUAUGAAGCUCCAAAGUUUUUAAAUGCUGUACAUAUUGUUCUGCAAUGCGUCUGUGAGUUUUAACACACUUUGAAAAAAGGUCAUUUUAGGUGUUAAAGCAAUUGUAUAGCAGAAGGAUAUUACAAAGAGCAUUCUUAUGUUACACAUUCAUUUCAAACAAUAAUGACAGAUAGAACCUUAUAAUUUAAGACCCUCAGGAUAAAUGGACCUGGGCCAGCGCUGUCAGUGCUGCAGAUCUUUCCAGACCUUCGUAUAGUUGUGCUCAUAAUCACAGGUAUCCUGUGCAGGGACACAGUAAGGCAGAAAUAGAUACCUGUACAGAGAGGCAGAGAUACCUAUACCUGCACAGAGAGAGGCAGAUAUGGGUAUUGGAAAACAGUGAGGCAGUGAGAGAUACCAAUACACAGAGAGAUGCCUGUACAAGAAAGGACAGAGAUAUACCUCCACAGGGAAGCAGAAGGAGACAUCUGUACAGAGUGAGGUAGACAGGGGGAUGCAUCCAAAGGAGAGAAAUCUGUACAGGCAGAUACUGGAAAACAGUAAGGCAAUGAUAUCUGUAGAAACAGAGAAACUGGUCAAAAGUGAGGCAGAGAUACCAGCGGAGGAGGGUGGUGUACCUGCACACAGUAAGUGAGACACCUGUACAGACUGAGGGUAAACAGAGGGGCACAGACAGACAGACAGAUACUGGUAAAAACUAAGGCAGAGAUACCAGUAUAGAAAUACAGGUGUGAAGCACAGAGAGAUACCUAUACAGAGAUACAGGCAAACAGUGAGAAAGACAUGUGAAACUUUCGACUAAGCUUUGUCCACUCAUUCCCUCUCACACACAUUUCCACAAUGAAACAUCUCCACAGCACAAAGUGUGUACAGAAGAAGCCUAUGUGACAAUCCAUGGGUCCACACAAUCUGUGACAAUCCAGAGGCCUCCUUUCCUGUACCUACAUACAACCUCAAAGUCAGGGCAGAGAAAUCAGAGCUGAUGACAGGCGUGCUGAAAGAGAAUGAAUUGAGUCCUCACCAGCAGUCCAGUCAAUAUGGCUGACAAACCUACACAAGUCAUAGAGACAGAGAGAGGAAGGGUAGAACUUGAGAGAGAUUCUUCCACAACCAGGAAUCCUAAACUCCACUCCCCCCAUCCCCCUUCAACACACACACACACACACACACACACAUAUACUAUACCUAUUCACAGGUUUAUUUCUGAGUGUGAAAUUCAUCAGCUUCGUGGCAAACCACGCGUCGAGAGGGAAGGGUUCUUUUUGAAAGGUAACGCAUAAAAAAUCAAACAACCACCUUAACAACUCCCCCUGCCAGCCCCCCCACCCCCCCCCCCCCCUUUGCAAAAUUUCAGAGUUUACAAAGGAAGGCAUGCAGAACCAGGAAGUGGGAGAACAUAGGUGGAAGUCACCUGGUUUACAAGUGACGUAAUGCAUCCUUACAAGUAGAAACCAAACACUCAGAGUUAGGCUGCAACCUUGCAGUAGGCGACAGCAGUCAACAAAAAAUAUUUCCACGCAUCUGGACCACAGGGGUUUGUGCUUAAUUAUGUUUUUAUGAACUACUGAAGAUCAUAGAGGGGAGUCUUUAUAAAGCAUGUGUCCAUAUUCUCAAUUACUGCUAGCAAGUCUGUUUUCUGAGUGCCUUGGGUAGAGAUCUGAAUCACAUGUGAAAAGGGAUGAGGUUUUAUUCCAAGUCUUUUAAAAAAAAUUGUCAUUUUUUUAUCUUUAAAUGCUAUUGCAGAUCUGUGAAUUCAUUCUGUAUCUUUCCGGAUGCUAACCAUGCAGAUGACUAAGUAAUAUAUAAAGCGUAUGUUGUCUUUAUAAUCAUAUUUUAAUGAAAAUUAUUAUCACUGAUGCCAAAGAAGCUCUUUUUCCAUGGCAGACAGCUAGUAACCAUGUCCACUGUGAUACUUUGUCUCCCUGUAUUCCUUCCUAUUGUUAUUAAAACACUUUUUUCCAGAAAACUCUUCCAGAAUUUAAAUAAAGAAUUUGUAACACA
Molecule: messenger RNA, 5543 nt
Organism: Megalops cyprinoides (Indo-Pacific tarpon)
Lineage: Eukaryota; Metazoa; Chordata; Actinopteri; Elopiformes; Megalopidae
Gene: cavin2a
Product: caveolae associated protein 2a
Exons: 2
Coding region: 258-1661 (467 amino acids)
Cellular component (GO): cytoplasm; caveola
Molecular function (GO): protein kinase C binding
Source: RefSeq, a predicted model, not a curated record